Molecule: messenger RNA, 1259 nt
Organism: Paramecium sonneborni
Lineage: Eukaryota; Ciliophora; Oligohymenophorea; Peniculida; Parameciidae
Source: the annotation of a GenBank genome assembly
AUUCAUUUUAAAUAUCUUUAUGUAAUAAAAGCCCGACUACAGAAAGGAAUUAGCCGAAACAGCUUAGAAGAUUUGCACCCCAGGAAAAGGAAUUUUGGCAGCAGAUGAAGUAUUUAAUGACAUAUAAAAUUUAAGUCUUAAGGAACAAUAGGAAAGAAGUUCGUGACAAUAAAUGUUGAAAAUAAUGAAGAGAACAGAAGAGCUUAUAGAGAAUUGUUAUUCACAGCUCCAGGAAUUGAAAAUUACAUCAGUGGUGUAAUCUUAUUUUCUGAGACAGUAUAAAUAAAUUAGAUAUAUUAAUAGGUAAAACAUGCUACAAAGGAUGGAAAGAACUUCGUAUAAUUACUUUAAGAGAAAGGCAUAGUAGCAGGAAUUAAAGUUGAUAAGGGUUUAGGUGUAUUACCAGGAACACAAGAUGAAUCAGCAACUUUAGGAUUAGAUUCCUUGGCUAGUAUGGCAGCUGAACACUAUAAACUUGGUUGCAGAUUUGCUAAAUGGAGAGCAGUCUUGAAGAUUGGAAAUGGCUUACCAUCAUAAUAAGCCAUUUAAGAAAAUGCAUGGGGAUUGGCCAGAUAUGCUGCUAUCUGUUAAGAAAAUGGUCUUGUUCCAAUAGUUGAACCAGAAAUUUUGGCUGAUGGUGAUCAUUCAAUUGAAGUUUGUUAAAAAGUCACAGAGAAAGUGUUAGCUGCUGUUUUCAAAGCAUUGAAUGAAAACAACAUUUUCUUAGAAGGAUGUCUUCUUAAACCAAAUAUGGUUACUUCAGGAUCAACAAAUCCAGAUAGAAGCAAAGUAACACCUUAAGAAAUUGGAUACAGAACAGCAUUGGCUUUGAGCAGAACAGUUCCACCUGCUCUUGUUGGUGUCACAGUAAUUCUAUAUAUUUAUAUUAUUUAGUUCCUCUCAGGUGGUUAAUCUGAAGAAGAAGCUUCAUUGAAUUUGAAUGCUAUGAAUUAAUUGACUACAGUCAGAAAACCAUGGGCUUUAACUUUCUCAUAUGGUAGAGCACUUUAAAACACUGCAGUAAAGACUUGGGCUGGAAAAUAAGAAAACUGGGAGGCUGCUUAAUAAGCCUUAUUGACUAGAGCUAAGGCUAAUAGCGAAGCUUAAUUAGGUAUUCAUAUAUUAUUAUUAAAAUAGGAAAAUAUUAAGGUGGAUAAGGUGGAGCAUCUAAUGAAUCCUUGUUUGUGGCUGAUUACAAAUAUUGAGUAUCAUCGUAUAUCAUAAAAUAAAAACACAAUCAUCAUUAUCGUAUUAGAAUC